CCCCACGCUAUACCUCCGGGCCACCUUUCACUCAGACACCCGCCCUCUGUCUGCGCGGCGCCAAUUAAGCCAUGGUCGCAUCUCCGGCGGUACCUGAAAUCUACGAGGAUGAGCUGCACUCUGCGAUUGAGGCGCGCUCAGAGUCCCUGCAGACGCUGCGCGAAUUAGGCCCGCCAGAUCUCGUCCACCUCAUCAAGCAGCCCAUCAAGUCGACAACGAAGCAGACUGGCGUAUACCACCAUGUCAGCGGCAUUGACGCCUCGUCCUCUGCCAGCUUGGCGGCAUACAUCAACACGCUUACGUACUCGCCCCACGACAAGCAGAACAAGGUGGUGUCAGGGUUAUACUGCUGCUACAAUGCCUUCUCGCGCCUGGACAUGCGCGUGCAGGUCUACAUCCCCGGUACUGUGGAGAGCUACUGCAUCGACGAGCGGGGCGACAAGCGGGUAGCCACCGACGAGCUAUGGCUGGAAACGUACCUGUGCAGCGUCCUGCGCGCAUACUCAUACGCCGACGACGGCUCCGGCGACACUAUCAAGAAGAUUAUUGGCGUACGGCGCUUCAAUCCUGUUACGAGCACGGAGAGCGAGCACAAGUUUCUGGAUGCAGCAGAGCGCUUGUUCUUCAGCGGUUGGCAAUUAGGGUCAGACCCUGAGAUCCAAGUCCCCAACCUCGUCUCGAACCACCUUACCACCGGGCUGCUCAGCUACAUCCACACCACAGGAAGAUAUGCAUCCGGUAUCAAUCUGUUCGAGAAACUGCGCACGCGCGACCCUGAGAUCUCGUCGCUACUCGCACGUGUAUACAUGCAGGCAGACGAGGAGGUCAAGGCGGUACAGCUGCUGCAUGAGGUCAUCCAGGAGCUACCCAUGGACUACUCCUUACUCGACUGCCAGGCCGAGUUCUGCAACAGCAAGGGUCGCGGGGACCUAGCGCUCGAGAUUGCGAAGAGAAGCGUGGUGUCUGCACCUAGCGAGUUCGGCACAUGGGCUAGGUUGGCGGAGAUCUAUGUCAGCCUCGAGCAGUGGGAUCUGGCUCUCCUGACUCUCAACUCGUGUCCCAUGUUCACAUACCAGGACAAGGAUGCACCACGGAUGCCGGAGCCCCAGAGAGUGUUCCUGCCGAUUAUGCCGGAAGCCAUGUGCGACGAGAUCGAAGACAGCAACCUUGACGAUAUGGAGAUGGUCCACCCGACAUUGCGCAAGCUCCACGCAGCUGGCUUCAAGGGCACCUUCCUGAAGGCAUACAUCAUUCUAACAGAAAUCACAAAGAAGAUUGGCUGGGAUCAAUUGCUGAAGAUACGAUCCCAAGUCUUCGUCAUGGAGGAAGAAUACCGCCACGAGAAGCAAAACGUUCCCGUUUCACAUUCGCGUAGUGCCAGCACCACAGCACUCCGCUCACCCUCGCCAUCAGUUCAAGCAUCCCCCAACCCCCAGGUCAACGGCAAUGGCGAAGACAACGACAUGUCCGGAGCAAAUGGAGAAUCGUCUGCAGAAGCAGCCGUACAAGACUCAUUACAAGAGCCCGGCCACACCGUCGCCGCCGAAGUCGUCAAAGCAGGCAGCGAAGAGCCACACCCAACCAACAACGACAGUCCCUCGCAACCAAACUACACACAAUUCCAGAACAAGCGCCUCUGCGAACGCUGGCUCGAUAACCUUUUCAUGGUUCUUUACGAAGAUCUGCGCGUAUACACCAUCUGGCGCACCGAAAUGGCGCAAUACAGACAACAGCAACUCUUAUACAAGAAGAGCGCUGAGGAGUGGGAGAUCCUUGGUGAGCUGGCGGAACGACUGCAUCACAUCGACGAGGCGGUUGAAGCGUACGAGAACUGUCUGCAGAUCAAGUUCUCGCCGAAGGCGAUGAGGGGUGUGUUGAAAUUGGGUGAAGAGAAGAGGAAUACGAGAGAUGUUUGCGCGGCGUUGAUCAGGCUUGUCACAUGGCAAUAUCGAUGGUACUCUGAGUUCUCACCCUCACUGCUCUACACGAUCCGCAAACUCAUCGAAGAAGAAGGCGCGGUCAAGAUCAGGAGUAUCAUCCAGGGCACCAGCUUACCGCAGCACGUUCUCGAUCUCACACAUCAGUAUGCGGCGCUGUGCGCAGCGUUUAGGAGCAGCGGGAGCGAUGGCUAGAAGCUGUUGAGGAGCCCUACGAAGUUGUGGCUGGAGGCAAGGAGCAAGUGCUGAGGUCUGAAGACGUGAGGCAAGAGAGGAGGUGUUAUCAUUUGCUGCAUUGAUAGCGGUGGUGUUAUGGAAGGGUUUAGCUACGCAACGUUAGAAGCAAGAAUGUUGAAAGCAC
This is a messenger RNA of Macroventuria anomochaeta, 2298 nucleotides long. RefSeq names its product chaps-domain-containing protein. Gene Ontology annotation, biological process: Golgi to plasma membrane transport. NCBI's taxonomy places the organism in Eukaryota, Fungi, Ascomycota, Dothideomycetes, Pleosporales, Didymellaceae. The transcript has 5 exons. Gene Ontology annotation, molecular function: protein binding. The record is from RefSeq and is a predicted model, not a curated record. Gene Ontology annotation, cellular component: exomer complex. The coding region runs from base 72 to 2132 and encodes 686 amino acids.